Dentiscutata heterogama is the source of this 649-nucleotide messenger RNA. The record is from the annotation of a GenBank genome assembly. NCBI's taxonomy places the organism in Eukaryota, Fungi, Glomeromycota, Glomeromycetes, Diversisporales, Gigasporaceae.
AUGUCUCAUCUUGAAGAAUCAAACCGAACAGACAAUGAAGCUCAUGAAAUUCGAUCAUCGGAGACUCAGCCAAGUAAAUCAAGAACGAUGUUACGACUUUUAUUAAUGAUGUUUAUCGAUCUCUUUUUACCACUUCUUCUUUAUUAUAUCCUUUCAAAGUUUUUACCAACUAUUUGGGCACUAGCUUUAGCAGGUGUUCCACCGGCAAUUUCUGUCAUCGUUAAUUUAAUCAUUCGUAAACAAGUUGGCGUCAUAGGAUUAUUAGUUGUACUUGCAUUCAUUAUCGGAAUUAUACUGUCUGUAAUUCAGGGUGAUCCGAGAAUAUUUUUAUUACGAGAAUCAUUUGUCACUGGUGUAUUCGGUUUAGUAUUCAUUAUCACCUUAAUUCCGGUCAAAAUUGGUUCAUUCAAAAUGCGACCAUUAUUAUAUUAUAAUAGUAAAAAUUUAGAAGUGGGAAAUCUUGAAGGUUUAACAGAAGAUGAACCUAUUCCUGAUCGUUAUGAAAGGUAUUGGAGAUCUUAUGCUGGGUUUCGACAAACAUUUAUUAUUCUGACAGCUGUUUGGGGAUUUGGAUUACUUAUUGAAGUUCCAGUUAGAGUUUUUAUUAUUUAUCAUACUGCAACAGUUGACGAUGCAGUUUAUAUUGGGA